This is a messenger RNA of Bactrocera oleae (olive fruit fly), 5789 nucleotides long. RefSeq names its product repressed by TOR (gene REPTOR). Lineage: Eukaryota; Metazoa; Arthropoda; Insecta; Diptera; Tephritidae. Gene Ontology annotation, molecular function: RNA polymerase II transcription regulatory region sequence-specific DNA binding; DNA-binding transcription factor activity, RNA polymerase II-specific. Gene Ontology annotation, biological process: response to unfolded protein; regulation of transcription by RNA polymerase II. Gene Ontology annotation, cellular component: nucleus. The record is from RefSeq and is a predicted model, not a curated record.
UUUUUUUUUUUUUUUUUUUUUCAAAAGAUGAUAACUUUGUGUACAUUUGUCCAAUUUAAGUCAAAUAUGUGCCGUUUUGUUCGUAAACUUGUUGCUAACUUCAUUAUACCCCUAUCGGAGUGCCAAUUUUCACAGUUCUCUCUUGAGACCAACUUCUCACCAUUAAGCGCCUUCUCCAUGGACAGGAAAAGAUGGUAAUCGCUUGGUGCCAGGUCCGGACUGUAAGGUGUGUGCAUUAGGACCUCCUAUUCGAGCUUCUGGCUCGUCACCAAAGACGUAUGUGGCCUGGCGUUGUCCUGAUAAAACACAAUUCGGCCUCUGUUGAUCAAAGAUGGUCUCUUCUGGAUGAGAGCUGCCUUCAAGCGGUUAAGUUGUUGGCAAUAGGGGGCCGAAUUGAGCGUUUGGCCAUAGGGGAGCAGCUCGUAGUAGAUGAUUCCUUGCCAAUCUCACCAAACACACAGCAAAACCUUCCUGGCCGUCAAUGCGGUUUUGGCCACCGUUUUCGCCGGCUCACCGCGUUUCGACCAUGACCGUUUUUGCUUGACGUUGUCGUAAGUGAUCCAAUUUUCACCGCCAGUCUCUAACCGCUUCAGAAACGGGUCGAUUUUGUUGUGAUUUGCAGAUGGAAACUCGGUCCAUCAUGUUAUUUUGUGUUAGUUCGUGUGGCACCCAAACAUCGAGCAAUUAAAUAAGUGAUCACGUGACGAUCUGUUUAUACUAUUUCCAUGAUUUUAUCGCAAUUUUCGACGACAGACCUCUCAACUCGUGGUGCAUCUUUGACAUCGAAAUUACCGGAACUGAACCUAGCAAACCACUUUUGUGCUACACGUUCGUUUACAGUAUCGGGCCCAUAAACUAAAUUAAUUUUUUCAGCCGCUUUCGCCAAUCAAUCGAAAAAUUGUCAAAGACAAACUUUUAGCGCGAAUAAACACGUUUUCAGCGCCGUAUAGUAUGCCAUGAUGCGACACGUAACACUAGUACUAUGGACAAUAACGCCAUCUUUUAGAUAAAAAUCGAACGAACUUUUUAUUUCACCUAUAUUUAUUACAAAUUUUGCUUUUGCAUAUAUUUCCAUGGUUCACUGCAUUAUUUAUUUUGUAAACAAUUACAUGCAACUCUACGAGUUGCAUUGGUCGAUAAUGAUUGUUAUCGAUAACUUCAAAUUGGCGCUGAAAGCCAUAGAACCAAAAUAAACAGCGAGAUAAAGCAGCGUUUAAAAUGGAUGUGCUAAGCAAUAAAACAACAACAAAAGUUAGUUCUAUUUGUGUUUCCAUGCCAUUUGUGUUUUAUCUGCAAUUAUAAUCUUAAAAUAUAGUGUUUUAAUUUGUAUAAAACAUUUGUGUUUGAAAUGUUUAAAAUAUAUAAUUCAAAGCAUUACUUAAUAGAAUCGAUGCCAAUUGCAACAAAGUGAAGCCAGUAUAAACGCAGGCGGCGUAAAAUUUUUAGUUAAGAUCAACUUGCACUGCUAGCCGCUUAUUAGGCACCACAGGCCGCGGCGUCGGCGCCAACGCCAAUAAUUAACACCCAACCACAGCCGAAAACAAAGGCUCACAUAUCGUUUAUUAGCUGAUUACCAGCGUGUGUCGCUUUAAAUUGGCGCACCAACAACAACAAAACUACAACAACAAGAGCAGCAGCAAAGCAGCGUCCUCGUGACCGCAAUCUAUGCACCGGCUGCCGCAAACUUGUCAGCACUUGUCGUAAAAUGACCGAGAAUCAAAUAUUUUCCAUGUCGACCGAUCUAUUCGACACCUCGUCCAACAGCAGCAAUCCACUAAAGUGUGAUAUCUUCUCGUUGGCGCUAAGCAACAGCAACACAUCCAGUCUACUCUUCGGCACAUCGACGCUGCCCGCACUUAGCCCAUUGCAGCAGCUGAAUGUGAAUACCGUUUUCAAUACAAAUUCCAACUCCAGCCCCAAUUCCAAUUACCUUUCGAAUUUGAAUUCGAACGCCAACACACCAAACGACCAACAACAACAGCAGCAGCAGCAACAGCACACAUUCACCAGUGUCGGCAACAGCAUUGGUAGUAGUGCUGGUGGUGGCAGCAUCGGCGGUAGCAGUAAUGUGAUGCUGACCAACGCUAUAAGCAUACCGCGCAGUAAUAACCCAAAUCAGAGUCAUACUCCUUGGACGCAAGAACGAGAUUCGCAUCAUCAUCCCAGCCCAAGUCCUUUGCAGCAUCAUCCCCAUCAUCUUAAUAGCCAUAAUCACAACCAAAUAGCUUCCAUGAUGUCUGCACAGCAACAAAAUAACCAACAACAGCAACAGCUCCAACAACAACACCAACUGCAACAACAAUCGUUGCAACACUCACAGCCACGUCUUUUUGUCGACUUCUCCGAUUACGGUUUGGAUGUCGCCUCGCUGGACGCUUCCUCGUUGUCGCCAACACUGCUGCAAGAUGUCAGUUUGGGCGCUGCUUCGCCACUACAUGGCAUCACGUCCAACGGCUUCUAUGCGGCUGAUGCCUCGCCAGUCAGCAACAGCGGCAGCAAUAGCAUAGUCGGCAGCGUUGGUACCGUGGACUCGGCCAGCACGUUGUUGGGACUGAAUGAUAGCAUACGCUCCGGCGACGAUGGCAACAAUUCGCUGCUCUUCGAUGUCACCGGCACGCCUAACUCGAGCGCCAUGUGGAGUGACAUCAGCAAUGCCAUCAUCACCAAACAUGAACCCUUCACGCUGGAGGAAGACUACAUUUUUCCCAUAGAUAAGACUGAGAUACAGGCUGCCGGUUUCGGUGAAAUAUCGGAUGAUCAUUUCCUCGAUGUGAUCGAUAAUUUUGAUGAGCUUUUGAAUAGCGGUGCUGGACAGAAUGAAUUCAUUCUAUCGCCUCAACAAAAUAAUAGCUCAAGCAAUUUACAACAGUUAAAUAGUCCACAGGCCUCGCCAGGUGGUGGACCACCAAUGGAAUUGUUGGAGAUGCAUAAGCAACAACAACAACAGCACCAACAACAACAACAACAGCAGCAACAACAACAAUUGACACAACUGCAAACGGCUCAGCAACAACAACAUCAACAGCAACAGUCGCAGCAACAGCCACGUUUACAGCACAGCAACAGCGCUGGCGGUGCCAUACACACACACCAUAAUCACCAUAACUCGUCUAGUCCAUACGAAAUCUACCAUAGCACACCAAAUAAGCAACAAACACAUCAAUUAAGCAGUUCGGGCUCGAACUCAUUCUCUCCGGGCAGUCAGGCCUCGCAUUCGCCACUUCAGCUGAAUUCCAUAACGCCACCACCACCGCCGCAUGGCAAUCGCACACAAAGCUUGCAGGUGAAGUCGCGCAACAUGUUGGAAUUGCAAAAGAAGGGAUUCUCCAUGUCUCCCGAUCGUGCUAAUGGCAGCGCCGGUUUAUUGGGUCAAUCGGUGCCGGGCAAUAGUCACGUGCUGCUCUCCGGUAAUGCGCUUAGCCCAAGUAGCGGUGGCAGUAGUAGCGGCUUCGGUAGCGCCACCGGCGGUGGCAGCAGCACUGGUGGUUCGGUGCGCAAAUCGUUCCAGUAUCCUUGUGAUACAUCCAUAUCGCGCCUGUCCUCAUCGGCACCCACACAUCUCGGACUCGAACACAUUUGGAUGCGACGUGAACCACGACAGCAUUUGCUGUCCACUGGCUCGCUGGCCGAGGCUGAAUCGUUCUCGUCUCUUAGCACCGGCAGCGUAUUGUCGCCGGAUGGCAUUGAUUUCUCGCAGGACGAUGAUGACGAUGCGUCGACAGACUACAACAGCGAUAAUUAUGAUGAUCUGUCCAGUGAUGGUUCUGAUAAUGAGGAUGACUCGCGCACCACCAUUUCCGGCCACAUGUCAGGCAGCAAAUGCAAGGAACGCUACUUCUGGCAGUACAAUGUACAAGCGAAGGGGCCCAAGGGUAAACGGCUUGUGUUCCAGUCACGUCUGGAGGAUCCGCACGUCUUGAACGAGGCCACCGAUCCGGUAUUCAGCCCUAAUUGUUCUGUGCGUGGUAUCAAGGUGUUCAAACACAGCGGCAAGGCGCGCAAGGGUGAUGGCAAUGAUCUUACGCCAAAUCCACGAAAAUUGCAUGUCAUCGGCAAGGAGUUAGACAAGUUGGGUCGCACCAUCAACGACAUGACGCCCGUAUCCGAGUUGCCCUUCAAUGUGCGCCCGAAAUCGCGCAAAGAGAAAAAUAAGUUGGCCUCACGCGCAUGCCGGCUAAAAAAGAAGGCUCAGCACGAGGCGAAUAAAAUCAAACUUUUUGGACUGGAAAUUGAACACAAACGUUUAAUUAAUGGCAUUUUUGAACUCAAACAAGCUUUGGCGCUCAAAUAUCAAAAUCAAAACAACGGCGAGCACACCGAGGUGAUCGAUCAGCGCAUCGAACAGAUCUACAAAACGGCACAAACUGGUCUGCGUAUAGCUGGCGAUACCACUGAUUUUGUGAACAAAGUGUUGGAGAAUGUGAAAAGUGGUGUACCAAACGGUGGUCUCGAGGAUUUAAGGCACUCAUAGAAGCGUGGCCGAAGAGAAGUGAGAAAUCAAAGAUGUGAAUAGCUAUUAAGGAUAAAUAUUGGAGGCUCAAAAGUGAAAAUGAAAAGAGAUGUGAAGGGUGAAGUGAGUAAAAACGAAAGCAAGCAUAUUUUAAUGACAACUGUAACCGAGGAAUAAAAGGUUAAAAGUUGCUCACAAACAAAAAUACAAGGAGUGUGAAUGCUGACUGCAGAAAGGAAUAAACAAUUUACGAGGAUUGCUGAAAAAUUGUGUUUCAAAGAAAAAUUAUCAGCUGUAAGAGCAUAACUGAUAUCAAAGAAUACGCAGGAAGCUUGAUUUUAUGUAAACAUAAAGCUGUUAAAUGUAAACGAAAGAGGCCACAUAUAUUUAAAAACAUACAUAUUUACAUAUAUAUAUACUUGUAUAUAUAUAUAAUCUAGCUUUUAAGUGCUAAUGUUAUGCGGUGAAAAGUAAUGGUUAAUGAGCGGGUGUAAACCAAUAUAAGCGGUUGCUGUUGUUGUCUGGAGCGAUAUUUAAGUAAAUAUGAGCCACACAUACAUACAUAUUUAUAUAUAUAUAUACAUAGUAGCAUAUAUAAAUGUUGGCUUACAAACUAUCGAUAUACAUAGUUAUAUACAUAUGUAUAAAAUUACCUAGGCUUUAAGAUUUUUUUAUGUUUUGCUUUUACAUGCAAAUGAAUGCAGAAAUUUUAAACACACAUACCUAUACAUACAAACAUAACGUACAUACGUACAUGUAUGUAUAUAGAAAUAUACUACUAUUUUCAACAUAACAAUUUAGUGACUUAGGCAUAUAAAAAUGAAACGAAAAAAUGAAUUCAAGCUAGUGAUAAGAAAAGUGUGAGAAAUUUGAUUAAAACAAAUACACACAUACAUAUAUAUAUAUACAUACACUUAUGUGUUGGUGCACUCUUAGGCGCCUAAAAUGAAAAUAAUUGUAGAGCGGCGCCGUGAAUGCUUUCGCAAGCAUCUGCUCCUCUAAAUGCAGUGAACUUAGUUGUUAAAAUAAUAUUUUUACAUACAUAAUUACACAUAUGCGUACAGACAUAUAUAGCAUGUUAUAUAUUAAGCGUUUUUUCUAAUUAUCGUUAUAUUUUAUAAAUGAAAAACAAAAACACACAUAUUAUUAAGAAUUAUAAUGAAUUAUUUGAUGGAAAAUCUUUAAGUUUUGUUUGGCUGCUUUGUUUUGCGUUUAAGUUUUUUGUUUGACAAUACACGCCAUGUGUGAAAAACUGCAGAAAUGCCGAAAGUAAUGUAAAAACUCUUUUAAUAUGAAAAAAUAAUAAUAACUAUAGUGAAAUAAUGUGCAAAAUGCAUAA